Messenger RNA from Schistocerca cancellata (South American locust), 785 nucleotides. RefSeq lists its product as uncharacterized. The transcript is spliced from 6 exons. The record is from RefSeq and is a predicted model, not a curated record. Lineage: Eukaryota; Metazoa; Arthropoda; Insecta; Orthoptera; Acrididae. Bases 72 to 785 code for a protein of 237 amino acids.
GCCUGCGACUGCGAGCGUAUCCUCCAGCGGAGACUGCCGGCACUACAGCAGAGACUGGCCGAGUAGGAGACAUGGCGUGGAUCGCGACAGUGCUGCUUUUAGUGAUGGUGACAACCUCCAGCGCAUCUGUUAUUGGCAUACCACCGGGAACCUCCACGUCGCUGAGAGAUGGUGGAGUGUCGGUCUCUUUCGAAGACUACAGGGAUGGCCUACACACGGGGUCCGGAAGCCCCGACGGAGCCAGCGCGGCGGCUGGGCUAAUGGAGGACGCUGCAACUGACGGUCUGGGCUACAUGUCCGGUGUCCGACUCUACACUGGGGCGGCAGAGAGUGACAGCGGCUUCGGCGCCGCGGCUAGACGAGCUGGAGAAGAAGCUGCCGGGGGCGGUCGCAGGGUGGUCCGUCAGAAACCUCCAGGCACAGUGUACGACCAUAUUUUCAACAUCCCAAAGACGGUGCUACGUUCCGUGAACCAGGGGCUGAACAACAGACAGGAUGAAGAAGAAAAGUUUCCAACUUCUGAUGAGGAAGUUCAAGAUUAUGGUGAUGAUGAAUAUAGCGAAUAUGAAGAAUAUCAUGAUGAUGGAGAAUACAGUGAUUAUGAAGAUUAUGAUGCUCAUAAAGAAGAUAAUGUGGACAGUCGUCUGUGGCAUCUGUGCAAUCUACAAUGGGUGUGCAGAUGCCAAGAUGCAGCAAUGAGGUGGAUGGAUGUAGAUGGCAGUCACUCGCAUCCAACAGCAACGGCAGAAUCAGAAGAAAAAACCUGGACUGUGAAAGAAAAAUGA